Molecule: messenger RNA, 1625 nt
Organism: Panicum hallii
Lineage: Eukaryota; Viridiplantae; Streptophyta; Magnoliopsida; Poales; Poaceae
Product: rab3 GTPase-activating protein non-catalytic subunit
Exons: 8
Coding region: 101-1495 (464 amino acids)
Biological process (GO): regulation of GTPase activity
Source: RefSeq, a predicted model, not a curated record
GUGUAUCCGCCAAAAUCACACGCGCACGUCUCCUCUUCCUGGGCGCUCCGCGCGGCCCCAACCUUCCAGACAUCCGCGGGAUCUCCUCGUGCCUGCCUCCAUGGCGCCGCGGGGCCACCACCUGACGGAGGUGGCCCUCCUCGCUUCCGCCUCGCCGGACCUCGCCGCCGUGGAUGCCGGCGAGCGUGAGGGGUGGCUGGACGACCCCACCGUGCUCCCCUCGCUCGGGCCCCGCGCGCGCGCCCUCGCCGUGGCCAGCGCGACGCGGUCCGUGCUCGUGAUCGUCCCGGUCGCGGGAGGUGGAGGAGGCGGGGUCACGGUGAAGCCCGCGGUGGGGCCCGAGGAGGGCCGGAUCUCGGCCGUAGAGUGGGUCCCGCUCACCACGGAGGACGGUGAAGAGGAGGAGGGGUUAGCAGUGGCGGUCGGCACGGACACCGGGUGGCUGCUGUUCUACUCGCUCGCCGGCGAUCUGUUGCACAAGCAGAGUGUAUAUCCUUCAAAGAUACUGAAACUCAACUUUCGUGAGCGGAAGGAGAACGCUUGGGAAGAUUCAGGUUCAGAUGAACUUUCUGUAGUUUUUCCUGGUGUUAUCGCACGCUUUGAUGGGGCUGACCUUCAGAACAUUCUUCAAAAAGCAUUUCAAGAUGUAAAAUCACGUCUGUGGAAAGAUAAGUUUGAAGAGGAAGAUACUGAGGAUGAGGGUUCCUUUGGAAGGAUAGCUUUUCAGAUUUGGAAUGUGAGCAAGUUUGGUUCUUGUGCUGAUGCUGCAAUUGUUGGUCUGAUGCCACCUCCCUUGUUAGAACUUCAGUCAAGUCAGCGCCACUACUGUGCCAUCACAGUUGGAGAGGAUGCUGUAGUUUCAGCAUAUAGGCUAUCAGAAGAUAGAAGCAGGUCAAUUGUUGGAGCAAUUUUGUCAAGAGGUGUAGCUGCAACAUUUUCGACAAUAUCGUCUUUGUCAAAAAUAUUAUGGCGGAGUGAGCCAUCACCACCUAAAAAGUCACGGCCAAAGCCUCAAUCCUUUGCAAAAACAUCACCCCUAACUUGCUUAAAAGACUCGCCGAGGAAGGGAGAACGGCUUACACUCUCCCCAAGUGGUACAUUGGCUGCCAUAACUGAUUCACUUGGGCGGAUUCUACUGCUGGACACUCAUGCCCUUGUGGCUGUACGGUUAUGGAAGGGCUAUCGUGAUGCUUCAUGUCUAUUUGUGGAGAUGCUACUAAAUAAAGACAAGGCUUCAUCAAGUACAAUGCGUAUGGAAUAUGCAAAGAGUGACUACUGUUUGUGUCUAGCAAUUCAUGCCCCACGGAAAGGCAUAAUAGAGGUUUGGAAGAUGCGAACCGGGUCACGCCUUUUAACCAUUCCAUGCCCCAAAGGAAGCAGAAUCUUACAACCCUCAGCGAGGCUCUCGUCGUCAUUCUCAUAUGCCCCGCUGGAGGUUUACUUGUUCAAUGGAGACUCUGGGCAGUUGUCAGUUUUGAAUAGUCACGUUGGAUGACUACUGUGUAUUGUUCUUUUGUGGUGUUAAAUUGUUCCUGCCAAGUGUUGUACAGAAAUAUUUGUUUUUUUAACAGUGCUUCCAAUUUUGACGAUCAAGAAAAAUGAAUAAAGCUGGGUUUUGUGUGACA